CGAACUGCUGCUGCUGCUGCCGCAGCCGCUGCUGGUUCAUUCCUAUUCGGUGGGCGUUCCUCCGGGAACGGAUCGCUUUUGCCUCCUACCAAUCCUUUGAGUGGAAUUCUUGGUGGAGCCGCUGGUGCUGGUGUGGGUGAUUUUCCGGGAUUUCCGGGUUCCUUCCCUCCUAUUCCGGGCGCAGCAGAGCCGGAAAAUAUGGCUUUAAAUGCCGGACCACUCACGGCCCCCCAUGGCUCACAGCCCAGUCGGAGCGCUUCAACUGGCAGUGGAGGUGGAUCUGGCAGUCGCAGUAUUAGCGCGGGGCAAACUGGUUUAUCUCAUGGUACUCAAGGUUCUUUUAACCCCAAUGUGACUGGAUCAGCAGGCACAUCACAGCCAGAAGAAAAGCGUCGUAAAUUCAAUGAUCAGAGACCUCACUAUGGUCUAGCUUGGCUGCCUGGAGUUGUGGCUGCUCAUCCUCGUAAAGUGCUCCCUUACGACCGAGAUUCUCAAAUAGCCUCUACCGAGUAA
Echinostoma caproni is the source of this 513-nucleotide messenger RNA. NCBI's taxonomy places the organism in Eukaryota, Metazoa, Platyhelminthes, Trematoda, Plagiorchiida, Echinostomatidae. The record is from the annotation of a GenBank genome assembly.